GUUCCGGAAGGUUACGACGCAAGAGCCGACCCGAGCCAAGUCUGGGAGACCACCCGCGGGCCCUGGACCCCCUAGCGCGAGCCGGCCCCGCCCCUCCCGAGUGGGCGGGGCUCGGCCGGGCUCUCCGCUGGGUCCUAGUGCCCGGCGGCGGCGCCGUCAGACUCGGAGGCCGGCACCUGGGCUCCCUCGCCUCCUAGUGCCCUCGCCGCCGGCGCCCGGGUGGUCGGACAGCUGGCCUCGCAACGGCUGCCUCUGCGGCCCCCGCCCGCCAUGAGGAGUGCGCAGCCCCUGGUCCUUUUUUCCCUGGUUGCCCUUAUCCGGCGCGGGGACUGCCGCGUGGCCAAUGCAGAGGAGAAGCUCGUAGAUGACCUUCUGAACAAAACCCGCUACAACAACCUGAUCCGCCCAGCCACCAGCUCCACCCAGCUCAUCUCCAUCCAGCUCCAGCUCUCCCUGGCGCAGCUCAUCAGCGUGAAUGAGCGGGAGCAGAUCAUGACCACCAAUGUCUGGCUGAAACAGGAAUGGACUGACUACCGCCUGGCCUGGAACAGCUCCCGCUACGAAGGCGUGAACAUCCUGAGGAUCCCUGCAAAGCGCAUCUGGCUGCCCGACAUCGUGCUUUACAACAAUGCCGACGGGACCUACGAGGUGUCUCUCUACACCAACGUGGUGGUCCGCUCCAAUGGCAGCAUCUUCUGGCUGCCACCGGCCAUCUACAAGAGUGCCUGCAAGAUCGAGGUCAAGCACUUCCCUUUUGACCAGCAGAACUGUACCCUCAAGUUCCGCUCCUGGACUUACGACCACACGGAGAUCGACAUGGUUCUUGAGUCACCCACGGCCAGCAUGGAUGACUUCACCCCCAGCGGUGAGUGGGACAUCGUGGCCCUCCCUGGGCGGAGGACGGUGAACCCACAGGACCCCAGCUACGUGGACGUGACCUACGACUUCAUCAUCCGGCGCAAGCCCCUCUUCUACACCAUCAACCUCAUCAUCCCCUGCGUGCUCAUCACCUCGCUGGCCAUCCUCGUCUUCUACCUGCCGUCCGACUGCGGCGAGAAGAUGACGCUGUGCAUCUCCGUGCUGCUGGCGCUCACCGUCUUCCUGCUGCUCAUCUCCAAGAUCGUGCCGCCCACCUCGCUGGACGUGCCGCUCAUCGGCAAGUACCUCAUGUUCACCAUGGUGCUGGUCACCUUCUCCAUCGUCACCAGCGUGUGUGUGCUCAACGUGCACCACCGCUCGCCCAGCACCCACACCAUGGCGCCCUGGGUCCGCCGCUGUUUCCUACACCAGCUGCCCACCUUCCUGUUCCUCAAGCGCCCGCACGGCAGCCCCUCGCGGGCCCCCGGGCCCAGCCGGCCUCACCUCACCCGCUCUGAGGCUGCCAGCACCUCCAGCCUCUGUGGGAACCCCACGCCCUCUGUGAACCCUGCCUCUGCGGCCCCCAAGUCCCCGGCCGGCCUGCCCCGGGACUUCCGGUGGAGGUCUUCCGGGAGGUUCCAGCAGGAUGUGCAGGAGGCCUUGGAGGGCGUCAGCUUUAUUGCCCAGCAUAUGAAGAGUGACGACCGAGACCAGAGCGUCGUUGAGGACUGGAAGUACGUGGCCAUGGUGGUGGACCGGCUGUUCCUGUGGGUCUUUGUGGUUGUGUGUGUGCUCGGCACAGUGGGGCUCUUCCUCCCUCCCCUCUUCCAGACCCACACGCCUUCUGAGGGGCCCUAAGCUGCCCUGCAUGCCCGAGGGCCCCAGGGUUACGGAGUGAGACGAUUGAGCGGCCAGGUGGGCGGUCUCCUGCUUCCUCCUGAGUGAUGGCUGACGAGGCCCCAGGUACAGGAGUCCAUCAGCCGCAUCAAACAGCCACGGCCAGGGGAGGCCAGGAUGGGAGCCCUGGACUGUCCUCCCUGAAGGCCUUGGAGGGGCUCCGGCAAACCUCGGCCGAAGGAAUUAGGCCAGUCUCCUUCCCCGCACGGGGCUUCAGGACACAGACCAGAGAAGCACCCGCUGUGUGCCAGGAGCCUUCCCCAUGUCCCGGCCCACCUCUCACCCCACCGUCCUCCACUCCCCCAGUGCACGAGGCCCACUGGGCUUCUCGCAGACUCUCCACACUGCUGGACCCUCCCGGCUCAAAGCCUUCGCAUUUGCUGUAGCCUCUACCCAGACCUUCCUCCCUGAGCCUCCCAGCUCCUGCGGUGGCUGCGCCAUCCAGGGCUCUGCUCAGGUCCACCCUUUGUUCCCGUCACCCCAGCUGCCUUGAGCCCUGCUAGGUUCAUUGUCCACACGUCACCCACUAGAGUGUGAGCUCUGUCGGAGCAGGAACCUGGGCCUUCAUCUUCAAGCCCCAUCCCCAGGGCCUAGGACACGGCUCAGCACGCAGGAGGUGCUUAAUAAAUGUUUGUUGAGUGAA
This is a messenger RNA of Suricata suricatta (meerkat), 2398 nucleotides long. RefSeq names its product cholinergic receptor nicotinic beta 4 subunit (gene CHRNB4). Gene Ontology annotation, cellular component: synapse; postsynaptic membrane; neuron projection. Lineage: Eukaryota; Metazoa; Chordata; Mammalia; Carnivora; Herpestidae. Gene Ontology annotation, biological process: nervous system process; monoatomic ion transmembrane transport; chemical synaptic transmission. The coding region runs from base 271 to 1716 and encodes 481 amino acids. The transcript is spliced from 7 exons. The record is from RefSeq and is a predicted model, not a curated record. Gene Ontology annotation, molecular function: acetylcholine-gated monoatomic cation-selective channel activity; transmembrane signaling receptor activity.